This is a messenger RNA of Manduca sexta (tobacco hornworm), 2663 nucleotides long. RefSeq lists its product as uncharacterized. Bases 104 to 1753 code for a protein of 549 amino acids. The record is from RefSeq and is a predicted model, not a curated record. The transcript is spliced from 9 exons. NCBI's taxonomy places the organism in Eukaryota, Metazoa, Arthropoda, Insecta, Lepidoptera, Sphingidae.
GAAGAAAGCCCAGGUGGGGUUUAGUCGGCGCACGCGUCUUUGCGAGUGGUCAGUGUGUAAGUUGUGAGUGGACCGGUGCGCACGCGUCCCAACCAGACACAACAUGCGAUUGCUCAUUUUGUGUACCCUCUGCGGGCUUGCGGUCGCCAGAGAGAGUGAGUGGCAGCCGAUGAUGCCAGAGCCUUCCAUUGCGUAUGCCGGCUAUAAGCAAUCAGACCGGUCGCUGGAAGCCAGCCCGUCUCUGAAGAUCAUCAACCGCCGUCCACUGAACGGGCACUACCUCUCCAACAACAAGUUGACGUUCCUCAACUCCGCGCCGGCGGCGAUGCCCGAUACUUGUAGCGUGUACAAGGUCUCCAUGAACCAGGAGUUAUUCUACCAAUACGUGGAGUAUGAAAAGAGUCUGCCGGACCUCAAGGAGUUUACGCUUUGCAUGUGGACUAAGUGCCACAACCAUACCGCCGAUCACCCACUGUUUUCAUAUGCUGUGGGAAAUAAUCCGAAGGAAAUCUCGGCCUGGAUCUCCAACACUCAAGAAGCCAGUUACUUCAGCUUGGCGGUGCACGGACAAACGUUUUUCAGACUUAACUAUCCUCUUAAAUUGAACACGUGGUAUCAUUCUUGCCAGUCCUGGAAUGGAAAAACUGGCGAGUGGCAGAUCUGGGUGAAUGCUGAGCGGGUUGGCAGAGGUUUCCAUAAUAGACUUGUCGGGCACGUCAUCAAAGGAGGUGGUGUCGCAAUUAGCGGGCAAGAACAGUCUCUAUUAUAUAAGAAAGACGACUUGGAACAAACACAACAGUCAGGUUUUGUCGGUGAGAUUACAAUGCUGCAACUGUACCAUGUCGCAUUGACAGCCGGCAAAGCUCACAAAGACCACAAACAUCACCACGUGCACCACUUCAAACACGACGGCACGCCAAUAGAGUCCUCAACGGAAUCUGUUACCGAGCCUCCACCGCCUCAGGCGACACCUUUAGGAAACGGCAACUUCUUGAUAGGAGGACAGUUGCAAAGAGCUCCUAACCUAAACCUUGCUGGAGCUCAGCAGAUGAUUCCUGUGCAGUUACCUAACGGUCUCCAGUUACAGCAGGAGUAUGUCAACGGCCAACUUGGCAAUAGAAUUGUAUCCGAACAGCUAUUGAAUACAGUCCAAAUUUCCGACCAUGUCAGUGGCCCACCAAUCCCGAGGUUACCUUUAUUACCCGUGGCCACAAGCCAAUCAUACUCUCAGAGUAGUCCACUCGGACCCUCUAAAGGUACUACAGUCCUACUAUCUGGAUCUUUGCUAAACCCUGCGAAUGUGCAAUAUAUAGAUGAUACGAACCACAAUAUUUAUAGAAGGGAUUCGAAGAGGGACAAGAGAGAUAAUCCUGAAAAAGAAUUGGCACUUGAAACUGCGUCAGGUAAAAAGGAGAAACGUGGCCUGGUGGAAUUAUCAGACGGCUCAAUUGUCGACGAGGCUUUGUUAAGUCCAACUCUUUUAGGCAAGGAUGAAGAUGCUUUAUUCCAAGAGUCCCUGCUGAACGGCCUAGCUGGCGUGGUCGGCAAUCUGCCCGUGCAAAACUUACAGAAAGAAACUGUGGAUGAAAGAGAGCCAGCCGAAGCGGAGGUCAAAGCGGUGAUGCAAGUAUGCAAUGGAUGCGCGUCUGAGCCGUUUAAAAAGGCGCUUGUCCUUUCGUGGCGGUCGACUUCUAAGAAAUUGUACAGCGGAGCGCACUAUUACAAGGGGCUUCCAAUCUGCAGAGCAUUCUAAACUUUGAAGAACUCCUACCGCGUCAACAAUUUUAUAUUUUACUAGCUUUUGCUCGUGGCUUCGCCCGCGUGAAGGUUUUUUCGCGAUAAAAGUCCCGUUUUAUAUUUUUCCGGAGAUAAAAAGUAGCGUAUAUCCUUCACAGGGUCUUGAAACUAUAUCCAAAUUAAAUUUCAUCGAAAUACAUUUGAGUUUAUCGCGUUCAAACAGAAAGUCGCGGCGGGGGACUUUGUUUUAUAAUAUGUAUGUAAGGAUUCACGAACCCAGGGCAAAUUUAAAUUAAGACAUAAUAGAUCAUAACAAAGGUAACAUAAACUAAUACGGAAAAUGUAGAUUGUCUCGGAAUUUUAUUUAUCUCCGCGAUAUUGUUUACUUUAUUAUAAAAUUUAGAUAAUUGUUUGUUCGGAGAUUGUUACACUUGAUGGUUACACUCAAAUCUAGUACCUAUGUCUGUGUGCUGUACAAAGCUUAAUUGUAUUUAUAUUUGUGUAAUAUGAUUAAUGGCGCUCUUGUUGACAUUUCAGCAUUUUUAUAAUAAUUUCCUGCCGGACGCCAUCUUGUAUAAGAAAAAAGGACUGAACAUCAAAGCAUAGAUUUAUAAGUCCAUCGAAUCAUUAUAAUUAAAAAUACAGUCUAUUAAUAUAUGGCACUCAAUAUUUUAGAGGAUUAUUGAAAGAUUUAAUAUGUCUUGUAUCAUCAUGAUCAUAUCAACGAUUAGAGGCUGAUUCAUGUAAAUAAUUAAAUAAGACCAGAACAUAAAUUCAAAUUAGUCAUUAAUUCGAUACACUUGCCAUUGCGAGAUGUUUAUUUAUUGUAGACGUAAGUACUUUUUAUAACUUUACCUGUAUUGACAUUAGAAUAAGUUUCUCUCUAAAGAAAUGUUACCAUUUUUUUUUAAUAUAUCUUUUAAAUA